This is a messenger RNA of Fukomys damarensis (Damara mole-rat), 6389 nucleotides long. It is a transcript of the gene Plxnb3, whose product is annotated as plexin B3. The coding region runs from base 14 to 6163 and encodes 2049 amino acids. Gene Ontology annotation, biological process: negative regulation of cell adhesion; semaphorin-plexin signaling pathway involved in axon guidance; negative regulation of cell migration. The record is from RefSeq and is a predicted model, not a curated record. Gene Ontology annotation, cellular component: semaphorin receptor complex. Lineage: Eukaryota; Metazoa; Chordata; Mammalia; Rodentia; Bathyergidae. Gene Ontology annotation, molecular function: semaphorin receptor activity; protein binding. The transcript is spliced from 35 exons.
AGCUGCCUGCCAGAUGGGGAGGAAACCCUGUCCCUUUGUCCCCACAUCCCAGGGCUAUCUCCCUGGAAGUGGGGAGUGGCAGGGAGCCCCCCUGCCAGAAACCCCAGGGUGGGGCGGACAAUGCCCUCCACAGCCAUCUUGUGCCCGUCACCACUGCCCCAGGGCAGCUGAGCCAGCGAGACCACGCUGCUGCGCCUCUUUGGGCUGCUUUCUGGCAGCGCCUGUUCCUCUCAGCGUCAGAUGUAGGAGGAGUAGAAGAGGAAAGGACCAUUCCUCAGGCGUCCCGCUCUCUGUCUUCUUCUGUCUCUUCCCUGCUGUCUCUCUGUCCUGUCUGUCCCUCCCCUCGGCCCCAGUGAUGGCUCCUUGGCCUCCCUUUGGCUUACACCUCCUGCUGGCACCGCUGCUGCUGCUGCUGCUGCUGUCCCCACUGCCAUCGCUGCCCUUCUCGGGGAGCCGUCACUUCUCUGCCUCCAACACCACCUUCAACCACCUGGCACUGGCGCCAGGCCGGGGCACACUCUACGUGGGUGCCGUGAACCGCCUCUUCCAGCUCAGCCCAGAGCUGCAGCUCGAGGUCACUGCUGUCACCGGCCCUGUGGUUGAUAGUCCUGACUGUGUGCCUUUCCGCGACCCGGCCGAGUGCCCGCAGGCCCGGCUCACCGACAAUGCCAACCAGCUCCUACUGGUGAGCAACAGGACCCAGGAGCUGGUGGCCUGCGGGCAGGUGAGGCAGGGCGUGUGUGAGAAGCGGCGCCUGGGGGAUGUGGCCACGGUGCUGUACCAGGCCGAGGACCCUGGGGAUGGGCAGUUUGUGGCAGCCAACACCCCGGGGGUGGCCACGGUGGGCCUGGUGGUGCCCCUGCCUGACCGUGACCUGCUGUUGGUGGCCAGGGGACUGGCGGGCAAGCUGUCAGCUGGGGUGCCGCCGCUGAGUGUCCGCCAGCUGGCCGGGCCACAGUCCUUCUCAAGCGAAGGCCUGGGCCGCCUCGUGGUGGGCGACUUCUCGGACUACAACAACAGCUACGUGGCGGCCUUCGCCAACGCCCGUUUCGCUUACUUUGUCUUCCACCGCCGUGGCGCGCGAGCCCAGGCCGAGUACCGCUCCUACGUGGCCCGGGUGUGUCUGGGUGAUGCCAACCUCUACUCCUACGUGGAGGUGCCCCUGGCAUGCCAGGGCCAAGGCCUCAUCCAGGCUGCCUUCCUCACCUCGGGCACCUUACUGGGGGUGUUCGCUUCGGGCCUGAGUGGAGCGCGCACGGCCUUGUGUGCCUUUCCCCUGGCUGAGCUGGAUGGCAGCAUGGAGCGCACCCGGAGACUCUGCUACACAGCGGGCGGUUGGGGCCCCAGCGGCACGGAGGAAGCCACUGUGGAAUAUGGUGUCACGUCACGCUGCGACACCCUGCCCCCAGACUCGCCUGAGUCGUACCCCUGUGGGGAUGAGCACACCCCCAGCCCCAUUGCUGGCCGCCAGCCCCUGGAGGCCCAGCCCCUGCUACAGGUCGGGCAGCCCGUGAGUGCCGUGGCAGCCCUCGAGGUGGACGGGCGCACCAUCGCCUUCCUGGGAGACACACAAGGCCAGCUGCAUAAGGUCUUUGUCAACAGCUCCCAAGGCCAGGUGUACCACUCCCAGCAAGUAGGGCCCCCAGGAGCAGCCAUCAGCCCUGACCUGCUGGUGGACAGCAGUGGCAGCCACCUGUACGUCCUGACCGCCCAACAGGUGGCCCGGGUCCCUGUGGCAACCUGCUCCCAGUUCCCUGACUGCCCCAGCUGCCUCCAGGCCCGGGACCCGCUAUGCGGCUGGUGCAUCCUGCAGGGCAGGUGCACCCAGAAGGGCCAGUGCCAGCGGGCGACCCUGCCACGCCAGUGGCUCUGGAGCUACAAAGAGGACAGUCGCUGCCUGCAUGUCCAGAGCCUGCAGCCGGCCCAGCAGCCCCGGCAGGAGCAGGGCCAGGUCACCCUGUCUGUCCUCUGGCUGCCCACCCUGGCUGAGGAUGAAUACUUCCAUUGUGCCUUUGGGGACUAUGACAGCUUGGCUCUUGUGCAAGGUCCCCAUGUGGCCUGUGCCACCCCUCCCCAAGACCAGCUGCCACUUAACCCUCCAGGCACAGACCACAUCACCCUGCCCCUGGCCCUGAUGUUUGAGGACGUGGCCGUGGCCACCACCAACUUCUCCUUCUAUGACUGCAGCACCAUCCAGGCCCUGGAGGUGGCUGCCCCGUGCCGUGCCUGUGUGAGCAGCCCCUGGCGGUGCCACUGGUGUCCCCAGAGCAGCCAGUGUAUACACGGGGAGCACUGCCCAGAUGGGGAGAGGACAGUCUACAGUACCCAGGAGGAGGACAUCCAGGCACAUGGCCCAGGGGCCUGUCCCCAGGUGGAAGGUCUGGCAGGGCCGAACUUGGUGCCUGUGGGCUGGGACAUCGGUCUGGCCCUGCAUGUGAGGAACCUUCAGUACUUCCGAGGCCUGCCUGCCUCCUACAACUGCUGGCUGGAGCUGCCCGGAAAGCUGCAGAGGUUGCCGGCCUCCCUGCAGGAGACGGCUGGGGACCGGGACAGGGAUGGGGGCGCAGGUCUCAUUCACUGCCAGGCCCAGAAGUUCCACCCUUCCACGUCCCAGUGGGAGCUCCCGGUGCCCAUCUACGUCACCCGGGGGGAGACCCAGCGGCUGGACAAUGCCCGCACUCUUCAUGUGACCCUGUACGACUGCGCUGUGGGCCACCCUGACUGCAGCCACUGCCAGGCGGCCAACAGGAGCCUGGGCUGCCUGUGGUGCAGUGACAGCCAGCCUGGCUGUCGCUAUGAGCGGCUGUGCCCACCAGGGGCUGUGCAGCUGCUGUGUCCCAUGCCCAGCAUCAAGGCGAUCGAACCCCUCACCGGCCCCCCAGAAGGCGGCCUGGCCCUCACCAUCCUGGGCUCCAACCUGGGCCGGACCUUUGCUGAUGUGCAAGAUGCCGUGAGUGUGGCCGGCCGGCCCUGCAGCCCCGACCCCUCUCGCUACCGCACCUCGGCUCGGAUUGUGUGUGUGACAUCCCCUGCCCCCAAUGGCACCACUGGGCCAGUUCAAGUGGCCAUCAAGAGCCGGCUGCCGGGCAUCUCAGCCCAGCAUUUCACCUAUCAGGACCCCAUCCUGUUGAGCCUGAGUCCUCAGUGGGGCCCACAGGCAGGUGGCACCCAGCUCACCAUCCACGGGCAGCACCUGCAGACGGGAGACAACAUCAGUGCCUUUGUGGGUGGCCAAGCCUGUCCCAUCCUGGAGCCCAUGUGUCCAGAGGCCAUUGUGUGCCGCACCAUGCCCCAGGCCAUGCCAGGAGAAGCAGCAGUCCUUGUGGUCUUUGGCCAUGCUGAGCGCAAACUGCUUACCAGCCCUUUCCGCUACACUGCCAACCCAAGGCUCCUGGCAGCAGAGCCCAGUGUCAGCUUCCGGGGGGGCGGGCGGCUGAUCCGCGUGAGGGGCACGGGACUAGACACUGUGUGGCAGCCCCUGCUGUCUGUGUGGCUGGAGGCUGAGGAGAAAGUACAGGCUUUGGGGAAUUCGAACCCCAGGAGGACCUGCGGGGACCCAGCUGCAGGCCGCCAGACUUGUGUUCAGCUUGCAGAGGGCUUGCUACAGUGCUCCACCAUCUGCUCGGUCAACUCGUCCAGCCUCCUCCUGUGCCGAAGCCCCGCUGUGCCAGACGGGGCCCACCCAAAGCGGGUGUUCUUUGCCCUGGAUAAUGUGCAUGUGGACUUUGCCAGCGCCAGUGGGGGUCAGGACUUCCGGUACCAACCCAACCCAUACCUGGCCCCGCUCAGCCGUGAGGGGCCAUCUCAUCCCUACCGCCUGAAACCGGGCCACGUCCUGGACGUGGAGGGUGAGGGCCUCAACCUGGGGAUCAGCAAGGAGGAGGUGCGUGUGCACAUAGGUGAUGGCGAGUGCCUAGUGAAGACGCUCACGCUCACACACCUCUACUGCGAGCCACCACCGCAAGCUCCACAGGCGGCCAACGGCUCAAGUGCGCUACCGCAGUUCGUGGUGAGCAGGCAGCUGGACGGAGGGCGGGGCAUGUGUGUGUGUGUGUGUGCGUGUGUGUGCACGCUGCAGGCCACCCAGGCUCAGGACCCCACCCCCCAGGUGCAGAUGGGCAACGUGCGCCUGGCCCUGGGCCCUGUCCAGUAUGAGGCGGAGCCCAUGUUGCCUGCCUUCCCCGUGGAGGCCCAGGUGGGCCUGGGCAUGGGUGCCGCUGUGCUGAUCGCCGCUGUGCUCCUCCUCACACUCAUGUACAGGCACAAGAGCAAGCAGGCCCUGCGGGACUACCAGAAGGUGCUGUUCCAGCUGGAGAACCUGGAGACGGGUGUAGGUGACCAGUGCCGGAAGGAGUUCACAGACCUGAUGACCGAGAUGACAGACCUCAGCAGUGACCUGGAGGCCAGCGGGAUCCCCUUCCUGGACUACCACACGUAUGCCGAACGCGCCUUCUUCCCAGGCCAUGGAGGCUGCCCACUGCAGCCCAAGCUCCAGGGGCCCGGGGAAGAGGGCCGCCACACCACUGUGUGCCAGGGCCUCACCCAGCUCUCCAACCUGCUCAACAGCAAGCUCUUCCUCCUCACACUCAUCCACACCCUGGAGGAGCAGCCCAGCUUCUCCCAGAGGGACCGCUGCCACGUGGCUUCACUGCUGUCCCUGGCACUGCAUGGCAAGCUGGAGUACUUGACAGACAUCAUGAAGACUUUGCUCAGCAACCUGGCGGCCCAUUAUGUGCGCAAGAACCCCAAGCUCAUGCUUCGCAGAACAGAAACCAUGGUGGAGAAGCUGCUUACCAACUGGCUGUCCAUCUGUCUCUACAGCUUCCUGAGGGAAGUGGCUGGUGAGCCCCUGUACAUGCUCUUCCGUGCCAUCCAGUACCAGGUAGACAAGGGUCCUGUGGAUGCCGUGACGGGCAAGGCAAAACGGACCCUAAAUGACAGCCACCUGCUGCGGGAGGAUGUGGAGUUCCGGCCUCUGACACUGAUGGUGCUGGUGGGGCCCAGGGCUGGCGGGGAUGCAGGUGGCAGUGAAGUGCAGCGCGUGCCAGCCCGGGUGCUCGACACGGACACCAUCACCCAGGUCAAGGAGAAGGUGCUGGACCAAGUCUACAAGGGCACCCCCUUCUCACAGAGGCCCUUGGUGUAUGCCCUCGACCUCGAGUGGCGCUCGGGCCUGGCUGGUCACCUGACCCUGUCAGACGAGGACUUGACAUCAGUGACUCAGAACCGCUGGAAGAGACUCAACACUCUGCAGCACUACAAGGUCCCCGAUGGUGCAACCGUGGGGCUCAUUCCUCAGCUGCACGGUGGUGGUGGUGCGGUCUCCCAGAGCCUGGCGCAGAGCUGCCCCUCCGGGGAGAACAUCCCCAUGCUGGAGGAUGGCGAGGAGGGCGGGGUGCGCCUGUGGCAUCUGGUGAAGGCCACUGAGGAGCCGGAAGGGGCCAAGGCGCGACGCAGCAGCCUCCGGGAGCGGGAGCGGGCUCGGGCCAAGGCCAUUCCGGAAAUCUACCUCACCCGCCUGCUCUCCAUGAAGGGCACACUGCAGAAGUUCGUAGAUGACACCUUCCAGGCCAUUCUCAGCGUGAGCCGGCCCGUGCCACUCGCCGUCAAGUACCUAUUCGACUUCCUGGAUGAACUGGCAGAGAAGCAUGGCAUCGAGGACCCAGAGACCCUGCACAUCUGGAAAACCAACAGCCUGCUGUUGCGAUUCUGGGUGAACGCCCUGAAGAACCCACAGCUCAUCUUCGAUGUGCACGUGUCAGACAACGUGGAUGCCAUCCUGGCUGUCAUUGCACAGACCUUCAUCGACGCCUGCACCAUCUCAGAGCACAAAGUGGGCCGGGACUCCCCCGUGAACAAGCUGCUCUACGCCCGAGAGAUCCCUCGCUACAAGCAGAUGGUGGAGAAAUACUACCUGGACAUCCGCCGCAGCUCGCCCGCCAGCUACCAGGAAAUGAACUGCGCUCUGGCUGAGCUCUCUGGGAACUACACCUCUGCCCCCCACUGCCUGGAGGCUCUGCAAGAGCUAUACAACCACAUCCACAGGUAUUACGACCAGAUUAUCAGUGCCCUGGAGGAGGACCCCGUGGGUCAGAAGAUGCAGCUGGCCUGCCGCCUGCAGCAGAUUGCCGCCCUGGUGGAGAACAAGGUGACUGACCUGUGAGCUGAUGUAAAGCGGGACCUGCUGUGGCUUUGCCUCACUGUGACCCCAGGACCAAGCCAGGGAGCCAGAUGGGAGGCACCCCACCGGGCUUGUUUCUAACUUAUGACAUUCCUUACCCUUCUCCCACUGUAUUUAUUUGCACGCUGAAAUAAAAUUGAAGAGUCUGUUUUUGAAAAAGCCCAAUCCCCAGUCCCUUGCAGUUCACUGCCACAGCCCCAGCAGUCCC